Molecule: messenger RNA, 1764 nt
Organism: Nematocida major
Lineage: Eukaryota; Fungi; Microsporidia
Exons: 1
Coding region: 1-1764 (587 amino acids)
Source: RefSeq, a predicted model, not a curated record
AUGUGGAGUCUUCUGGAAAUAGGCAGUAGCACGGGCACAUGCUCUUUCUUGAAUUUAUUUUCUCAGUGCAACUGCACAGCACUGGAGGAAAACCCUUUAACAGGAGGCGUGCAAAGAGAGCCCUGCAUAAAGUACGAAUGCAACUUUUCGCCGGAGGAGUACGCCGAAUGGUCCAAACACACGAUUUCCUUCAUAGAUAACUCUACGGAGAGAACUGAAAUUAGGACUAUGAUUCACUCGUUUCUUGACCAAGGCCGGGUGUGGAAGGAAGACCCACGAGAGAUCUCCUGCAACAGAGGCAAAGCAUAUACUAUGUGCAUGAAUGGCCCACACAAGGAAAUGACGCGGUAUAUGAAUAAGGUCGUUGAGUGGGUGCGGUCGAUAGGGCUGACAUACACUGUCAUUCACUGCAAGGGGCUGAGAGCCCAUACUUUUGAAGAGUCGAUUCUGACAAAUCCUGGGAUGGAAGAAAUUAGGUUUUGCAACAGCAAGAUAUACUUGGACCCUCUUCUUCUCCUGAACAAGGCCAAAAACGUGAAAACACUCCAUUUUGAGCACUGGACCCCGAUUAUAGCGACUAGUUCGGUUUUAGAAUCCCCCAAGAACUUCGAGCACAUUGAAAAUCUGCGCCUAACCAGCACCUCCCCAGACGGGCUAGUCAUCCCAGACCUUUUUAAGCGCUUUUUGUUCCCCAGGCUAAAAACGCUUCAUCUGAGGACCACGGGAAUUACGAAUUUGGACUUUCUAAACAGCACAAACAAAAGCACGCUGGAAGAGCUGUGCAUUGAGAACGAAAGCAUCGAGCGGAUAGACAUGAGCAUUCUUUCCAGCAUACCGCGCCUGGAUAAGCUAACAAUUGUUUCUCAGCACCUGGAUAAGUGCCAGGUUGAAAAAGGCGUGUUUUUGAACUUUAUGCGGGAAAUGAAAAGCGUAAGUUCUCUUAGGAUAAACUACGACAUAUACAGAAAGAUAGACAGUGGAAUUUUCCCCAUGAGCACAAAGGACGAAAACAGCGUAAGCCUGCACUUUCCGACGUACUACAGCGACGACGUGUACUUUGCCGUAGAGGCCUCGCACAAAAAAAGCUCGCAGGAGCUUCUUAUACGCAUUCCGUGCGAGAUAUACUGGACACAGAUGUUCGAAAAGUUCAGGUUCCCUUUCAGGCGCCACGAAGUAGCCUUUCUCACGAUGCAAAUACACAGUCGCAGCGAUAGUGCUGAAAAAGAGUGCCUGCACGUGGUGAAGAGGGCUAUUCGCGCGUACAGAAACGUUAAGAGCGAGUAUAUUUUGAUAGAUAUUAACGGCCGAAAAAAAAACAGGUUUGACGUGGUAGAGCUCUUUAAGACCCUGGCGGACGAAAACAUGAAUGUGUCCAAAGUGUUUAUUCAGCACUCAGGACCAGCACCCAGCUCGGAUGCGUCUGCCUGCGUCUUUGGGGGUAAAAAUCUGGCCAUUUGCAAGCUCAGCGUGGGCGCAUCCCAGAGCAUUCUGCUGGUCUGCAUAUGCCCGAGAACAGCUGCCAGCCCAGCCGAUAUAAAACAGCGGCUAGACCGAAUCCACAGCAUUGGAACAGACCCGGAAUACCAGAAAAAGCAUAUCGAAAAAGUUGUGGGCAGCCCAAACUACGCCCCCGGAGAGUAUAUAGACGUGACGGAAUGGUACGAGAAAAAUUGCGAGCUCCCAGCUGUAGCUAAAAAAAAGCCAACGGAAGCACCUGCACGCCCUCCCCCGAGUAUGUUCUCUUGCAGCAUUAGUAUUAUAUAA